This is a messenger RNA of Pyrgilauda ruficollis (rufous-necked snowfinch), 1704 nucleotides long. It is a transcript of the gene NUDT9, whose product is annotated as nudix hydrolase 9. Bases 248 to 1288 code for a protein of 346 amino acids. The transcript has 8 exons. Lineage: Eukaryota; Metazoa; Chordata; Aves; Passeriformes; Passeridae. The record is from RefSeq and is a predicted model, not a curated record. Gene Ontology annotation, cellular component: mitochondrion. Gene Ontology annotation, molecular function: ADP-ribose diphosphatase activity.
GCCAGUGCACGUCCCGGCACUGCGGGGCUGCCUUGGCUACGGAGCUCCGCCCCAGCCAGAGCCAGCACCGGGCGCUGCCAUUGACGCCGCUCCCGCCAAUGCGGGGCCCAGCUUGUAUAAGCGCGCGGCGGCAAGAAGCGGGAUCAAGGGGCGGCAUCCUGCGUCGCCGGCCCAGCGCCCCGGCCAGGCCCCGGGGCUGAGGCGGGGCCGCGGCGGGGCCGCUCGCGGUGCAGUCGCGGCGGGGCCAAUGCCGCUGCUGGCCGGAGCUCUGCCUCGGGUGGUGGUCGUGCUCUCGUUCUCCGUCCUGCUGAGGGUCCGGGGCGCUGCCCAGCGCCGCCCCGCCCACAGUAAUGUAUCUGCAAGCUGUUGGUCCCGUCUUCAUCCUGUAAAUAUGUUCAACCGUUAUAAUGUGAAGUUCCACCACAGAAAAGCUCUUACCUCCCCAUAUCCAGGAUCACAUAUUGAGCGUAGCCAAGUUCCUGAAGAUAAAGUGGGCUGGCUGACUGAGUGGGAAGAUUAUGAUCCUGUGGAGUACACUGCAAAGUCUGUUUUGGCCAGACCCAAUUGGGCAGAUCCCCAAAUCAAUGAUGAAGAUUUUUCUCCCAAAUUCAAUGAGAGAGAUGGAGAAGUGGAGAGGAAGAGUCUGAAUGGCUUGUAUGUGGUCGAAAAUGGGAGACCCCGCAAUCCAGCGGGAAGGACUGGCCUCACUGGCAGGGGAUUGUUGGGGCGCUGGGGACCAAACCAUGCUGCUGAUCCUGUUGUAACCAGGUGGAAAAGGGAUGGAAGUGGCAAUAAAAUUGCUCAUCCAGUUUCUGGCAAGAACAUCUUGCAGUUCGUAGCCAUCAAGAGGAGAGACUGUGGGGAGUGGGCCAUUCCAGGGGGGAUGGUGGACCCAGGAGAGAAGAUCACUGCUACUCUGAAGAGAGAAUUUGAGGAGGAGGCCUUGAACUCUCUGCAGAAAUCCCCUGAGGAGAAAGCAAAAUUGGAGAAGCAGCUCCAGAAGCUGUUCAGCCAGGAACACUUUGUGGUGUACAGAGGAUAUGUGGAUGACCCUCGUAACACUGAUAAUGCCUGGAUGGAGACAGAGGCUGUGAACUAUCAUGAUGAAACAGGUGAGACAAUGGAUAACUUGCCUCUGGAAGCAGGUGAUGAUGCUGGAGUUGUGAAGUGGGUUGACAUCAGUGAGAAGCUUGAGCUGUAUGCAAGUCACAGCUACUUCAUCAAGCUGGUGACUGAGAAACGGGGAGCCCACUGGAGUGAGGAUCCUGGCUCUGAGUGCCACAAGUGAAUGGAAACUGGGAACAGACAGACUCUGAGAGGAAAAUAUGUUUUCCAGUCUUAAAAUAGAUGUCCUUGUCAUCCUCAGUGAAAAUUCUGUGAAAUUCAACUGGGAUAAACACUGGACAGUGAUAAACAGAGGCUUUUUCAGAGACUUCGGAUUGCUUCUUUUGAUUUCUUAGUUAGUGUGAAAUGAGAAGAAUGUGGAGCUCUUGCUUUGCUUUCUUGGCUUCAUUAUUUGCAGCUGUUUCAUAAUGUCUGCAGAUCUGCAUGGCAGCACUGGCAUUCUGACUGGUGGUAGUUCACAGGCUCUUUAUUUUUGCACUGAUUCCUUUCAGGAAUAUGAAUCUGUAAGGAAUGAGAGACUUGUAGGAUAACUUGAAUAAUUACUUAAGUGCUGCAUAAUAAAGUGAAAUUUCUGAGUCA